Molecule: messenger RNA, 1390 nt
Organism: Mustela lutreola (European mink)
Lineage: Eukaryota; Metazoa; Chordata; Mammalia; Carnivora; Mustelidae
Product: conserved oligomeric Golgi complex subunit 2-like
Exons: 9
Coding region: 137-547 (136 amino acids)
Biological process (GO): intra-Golgi vesicle-mediated transport; Golgi organization; protein transport
Cellular component (GO): COG complex; membrane
Source: RefSeq, a predicted model, not a curated record
UCAUUGGCCGGGCGGGGGCGCUGCCAUGUUGGAGCAAGCGGUGCCUUCUGUGCGGUGGAAACGCCAUGGCUUCAGCGCAGACUCCUACCUUUCUUCCUCGCUCGAGUGUCGGUGCUGAGAGGCGGCGGUCGGCGGGAUGGAGAUAAGUAAGAUGAACCUGCCCAAGGGGCCGGACACGCUCUGCUUCGACAAGGACGAGUUCAUGAAGGAAGAUUUCGACGUCGAUCACUUUGUGUCUGACUGUAGGAAGCGUGUCCAGCUGGAGGAACUAAGAGGAGAUCAGGAACUCUACUAUAAACUUCUUAAAAUAGCCAUGGUCGAGCUCAUCAACAAGGAUUAUGCAGAUUUUGUCAACCUUUCCACAAACUUGGUUGGCAUGGACAAAGCCCUCAGUGAACUUUCUGUGCCUUUGGGACAGUUACGAGAAGUUCUGAGUCUCAGGUCAUCAGUCAGUGAAGGAAUUCGGGCAGUAGAUGAACUAAUGUGUAAACAACAGGACAUAAGGAAGAAAAAGAUGUGUGUGUUGAUGCUUAUACAAGUUAUUUGAUCAGUUGAAAAGAUUGAAAAAAUCUUAAAUUCACAAAGUUCUAAAGAAACCUCUGCACUAGAAGCAAGCAGCCCUCUCUGGACUAGAGAGAUUUUGGAGAGAAUUGCCACAGAAUUUAACCAGUUACAGUUUCAUGCUGUUCAGAGCAAAGGCAUGCCUCUUCUGGACAAAGUAAGACCACGUAUAGCCCACAUUACGGCCAUGCUGCAGCAGUCCCUGGGAGGCCUGCUGCUAGAAGGGCUUCAGACUUCCAAUGUGGACAUCAUACGGCACUGCCUCCGGACUUAAGCUACAUUUGACAAGACACGGGAUGCAGAGGCGUUCGUUGGUCAAGUACUGGUGAAACCGUACAUGGAUGAGGUGAUUGUAGAGCAGAUCGUUGAGUCUCAUCCGGACGGCCUGAAGAUCAUGUAUGCUAAUAAGCUCCUGGAGUUCGUUCCUCACCACUGCCGCCUUCUUCGAGAGGUCACAGGAGGAGCCAUCUCAAGGGGUAUUGAAGCGAGACUGAGUCACCACCUGACCCCAGGAAUGAACCAGCGAGGCGGGCUCCUUAUUAGAGCAAGGCUCCCGGAAGCCAGAUAGCCCUUGUGCUUGCAAGAGCUCAAGGCACAGCCGGUUGUGGAGCACCGAAGCAGCAGCAGCCACAGCAGCCACGGGAAUCGUGACCCUCCGGCCGGGCGCCUACCUAGAAUUUCCGCAGCGCCUGGUUCAGAACCACCGGGGCGGACAGCUCCCCGCCGCCGCCGGCGCCGACUGCGGAAGGGGACCGAGAGCGCGGGCUUCACGCUCCGUGAGCCGGCUCGGGCGGCGGGAAGACCGGCUGCGUCCCCCCCACAACCCCCG